Molecule: messenger RNA, 1629 nt
Organism: Dinoponera quadriceps
Lineage: Eukaryota; Metazoa; Arthropoda; Insecta; Hymenoptera; Formicidae
Product: vascular endothelial growth factor A-like
Exons: 6
Coding region: 604-1389 (261 amino acids)
Biological process (GO): positive regulation of protein autophosphorylation; positive regulation of cell population proliferation
Cellular component (GO): membrane
Molecular function (GO): growth factor activity; growth factor receptor binding
Source: RefSeq, a predicted model, not a curated record
UUAAAAGCUAAUAUAAAAGUAAAUAAAAAAUAAUCUUUCGGUAUCGGUCGAUCAAUCGCUCGAUAAUCACGUUUAGACAUACGAUGGCUAUAUUUCCGAAGUGGACUGCAAAAAAUGCUGUCAAAACGAGCGAUAAACCCUUGUAAUAUAACACUAGAACGGCGGUAGCAGUUAAAUGAAAUAUGACUAAUGAAUAAAUAAUAAGUUUUUUAUUUAUUUUUAAUUUACAGAUAAAAAAUUUUUUAUGCGCGGUAAAAUUAACCGACUACCGGCAUUCUACAUCAAAAAAGCCAUUUUAAAAUGAUUACGUUUCAUUUUCGCUUCGCGAAACUUCCAAGAUUGCCUUUAUCGCGCUUCUAAGGAAGAGAUGAUAAGUGAUCGCGUAUCAGUUUGAUAGUCGCCCGGUAUCAUGGUAUCGGAAAUAACUAGUGCACAACGGCACGAAAUAGUUAGGUGAGAAGACCGAUCGUUUCGUUCCAAUGGAACUAUCGCCCGUAAAUUUAUUAUUAUCGCAUUGACGAAACACUGAACGUAAGUUGCGAACGUGUUCAUAAAGUGAGGAUAUUCAAAAGAGAAAGAAAGAAUAGUGUGUCACAGUGAAACAUGCAACUAACAUGGGCCAACAUGACGUCCAGCGGCCGCCAGAGGCUGCGCACGCUUGCGGAAAUUUUGCUGCCUUUGGGGAUCGUCUGUGCCUUCGUCGGCGUAGGCACCGGGGGAUAUUACAUCGGAUCGCAGUAUCAUUGUCUUCCAUGCGAUAUCUAUCCCAAAUCGAACGACUUGAAAUCGAGAGAUAAACUUCCGGCAGAUUCGGUGGACGACAAAUAUAUACUGGCAGACACUGAUAGGAUAAACUCCUCGGACAAAGCGAAAUGUCUGCGGCAACUUAUGGACGUCAUCACAGUCGAACUCGUUUCGCGGACUAGCUGCAUACCUGAAAUGCAACAUGUGGACCUGAAUGUGGACAAAGAUCCUUCAAUCGUCGUGUUUCCGCCCUGUGCGAGAAUCAAAAGAUGCGGCGGUUGUUGCAGCAGCUCUCUGUUGUCUUGUCAACCGACGGCUACAAAGAUAAGAAACUUCGAGGUGAGCGUGUCGACGUUGAAAGGGGGGAUCCGUCGAAACGUGUCUCUAGAGGAGCACGUUACGUGUAGAUGCGACUGCAAACUCAAGGAAAAGGAUUGCAACGAGAAGCAAAAGUACGAUCCGGACAACUGUAUGUGCGUGUGUGAAAAUACCGACGAGGAGGACAAGUGCAGGCAAAACAAAGACAUGAGGAUCUGGAAUCCGCAUCUAUGCGUUUGCUCAUGCAAGAAGUUCGAAGAAUGCAACUCCGACCAAUACUUCGACACCAAAAUAUGCAGAUGUCGGCCGAAAAAAAGCAGCUUCUAGGCUGCUAAACAUAUUCGCAACCACGAAAAGUUCGAAUACGUUCGAAUACAAGUUUGAUAACGCCCGACACUCGAAAAUAUAUCAUAAUCUCUUUGAAUCGAGUCCAGAAGAAAACACAAGGAGAAUCCGGAGUACAAGUGACACAGGAAUUUAGACACGGAAUAUGGGACAUUAUAAGACUGCUAAGACACAUUUAUGUUGUUAGUCCCUACCAUCAGAGUUGGGCGAGAUCAAUUUUGA